Molecule: messenger RNA, 5085 nt
Organism: Mercenaria mercenaria
Lineage: Eukaryota; Metazoa; Mollusca; Bivalvia; Venerida; Veneridae
Product: ATPase MORC2A-like
Cellular component (GO): nucleus
Molecular function (GO): zinc ion binding
Source: RefSeq, a predicted model, not a curated record
UUCAGCACAACCCAUGAAUUUCUCUUUGGAGCACUUGCAGAACUGGUAGACAAUGCAAGGGAUGCUAAUGCAACCAAGCUGAGCAUAUUCACUUUGUUUGAUGAAACUCUUCGAGGAGGGUAUAUGUUGUGUUUCCUUGACGAUGGAGAGGGAAUGGAUCCAAGUGAAACGUCUGACAUUAUAACAUUUGGCCGUUCAAACAAGCGUAAUCUGGAUGAUCAUUUGAUUGGCAUGUAUGGGAAUGGUCUAAAAUCUGGCUCCAUGAGGAUAGGUAAUGAUAUGAUGAUAUUUACAAAAAAGAACUCUACACAGACCUGUCUGUUCCUGUCUAGAACGUUUCAUACAGAGGAGAAAAUAGAAGAGGUGAUUGUUCCCCUACCCUCGUUUAAAGCAGAUACUAGAGACCCUUUAGAUGACAGUGAGAUGGGUCAGGAAAGGUUUGCCAUGGAGAUGGAUGUUAUUCUGCGAUAUUCACCUUUCAAAACUGAUGAUGAUUUUUUUGCGCAGUUUGAUCGUAUAGAGGGUGAUUCUGGUACUCUAGUCAUGGUGUACAAUAUGAAACUGCUAGACAAUGGUGACCCAGAGUUGGAUAUACUUACAGACCCACAGGACAUCAUACUGACAAAUCCAGAGUCAGAUUUUGACUCAGAUGAUGGGUUAAUGGCCGAAAGGAAGUCUUUCAGAUCAUAUGUGGCUGUGUUGUAUAUGGACCCUAGAAUGAAAGUUUAUAUUCAAGGGAAAAAAGUGCGAACUAGAAAACUUACCUCGUGUUUAUAUAAACCUAAACUCUAUAAAUACACAUCAAAUAGAUUUAAGUCUAGAGCAGAAACCGAAGCUAAGAAAGCCUUAGAAGAAGCCAAAGCAGCUGAAUUAAGAGCCAAAGAGGCACAAAGUAGAGCAAAGGAUUUGGAAGGUAGAACCAAAAGCCUGUCAAAAGCACAAUUAGCAGAGCUACGGAAAACUCAACAUGAAGCUGCUGAGAUGAAGAGAGAGGCCCAGCUGAGGAGAGAUAGUGCUAACCGAAAACAAAAAGCUUUAAAGGAACCAAAAACGUUGAACUUGAUAUUUGGUAUCAAUAUAGACCAGAGGUCCCAUGAUGGUGUAUUUGUGUAUAACUGUAGUCGUCUCAUCAAAAUGUAUGAAAAAGUUGGACCACAAGUAGACGGUGGAGUAUUUUGUAGUGGAGUUGUGGGUAUAGUAAAUGUGCCGUACUAUGUGCUAGAACCGACACACAACAAGCAGGACUUUGCUGAUGCAAAAGAGUACAGACAUCUUAUGAAAGCAAUGGGUGAACAUAUGGUACAGUACUGGAAGGAUCUCAAUAUAGCUCAGCAAGGGGUCUUGAAGUUUUGGGAGAACUUUGGGUAUGUAAGCCAGAGAUGGAAGGAUCCUCCCUAUGACCCAAAAUAUUUUAGGAAACCAAUGCAAAUAAAAACCUUGCAAUGUGAUUCAUGUCUGAAGUGGAGAUCAUUGCCAUUCUCGUCAAGUAAUGUGGGGAAAGAGUUCAGUGAUGAAUGGUGCUGUUCAGAAAACAGUGAUACACAACAUAACAGAUGUCAAGCCCCAGAACAGAAACAGAAUAUCCCAGAAGGUGUUUUAAAGAAAGAGGGCAAGUCACAGGAAGAAAAACAGAGAGAUCUUGAGGCAGACAUCAAAAAGAAAAUGAAAUUACUUGAACAAAUGCAUAAAAACCGUGUAGUGAGCUCCUCGCGAGAGGCGCAAGAGAUGGAUAGAAAGAAAGAUGCAGAGGAAAAGAGAAGGCAGGAGGAAGAAGAAGCAGAGAGAGAAGAGCAAAGAAAGAAACAGGAAGUAGAAGAACGACAGAGAAGAAAAUUGGAAGAAGAAAAGAGAAAACAUAAAGAACAGGAAGAGAAAAGAAAAAGAAAGGAACAAGAAGCAAAACAAAAGCAAAAGGAAAAAGAGGCAGAAGAAAGGCGAAAAAGACGAGAGGCUGAAGAGCGGGAACGACAGAGGAGACAAGAGCAGGAAGAAAAAAGAAAACAGAAAGAAGCAGAUGAGAAGAGGAAAAAGAAAGAACAAGAAGAAAAACAAAGACAAAAAGAAGAAGCAGUCAAAAAGAAAGCAGCAGAAGUUAAAAAGGCAUCCCAGAAGCGCCGAGCGCCAGUCUCAUCACAAAAUGAUGAUGAGGAAUCUGAGGAGGAAGAAUCACCAGUUAAACGUACCAGAAACUCACGAGGAGGUAAACAAGAGGCUGUGGAGUCUGACUCUGAGGAAGCAUCACCACGAAGGGGCAGAAGUUCUGUUAAACCAUCUGCAAAGGCAGAACUCAAUGGAUCGACAAAAAGUAGACAGAGCAAGUCACCAGUUAAAGUGGAAUCUGAAAUGGAAGAUGAUGAUACAGGAUUCGACAAUGAUGUAGAGAUGGAUGAUGUGUCUGCAUCAGAUGCGAAUAGUCAUAGUGAUAUAGGAAAAAGAGUUGAAAUCCAGGUGAACAAGAAAUGGACAGUAGGCACUGUGGUUAAAGUAAACAGCAAAGAUUGCAAAUGGUUGGUCAAGUUUGAUAACAACAAAAGAGACAGAAAUGAUAAAUGGUUUGAUAAAAAUGCGCCAACUGUAAGACUGUUUAAAGAAGAUAAGAUUAAAUCUCCGAUUCAAGGACCACAGUCUCCAACAUCAGUAUCAUCACAAGACACUGGGGCCGAGGCACCUUCUUCUUCAACAGGAAGUGGCCAACAGGCACAGCUCAUAGAAGAAAUUGCUAAUGGCUACAGGACAUGUUUACGAUACUUUCUGCCGCCCCAGUGGGUGAUGGAUAAAGAUUCUAUCUCAGGCAUGACUCCGCAAGAACUUGCAUCAUUCCCCCUUGAUGAUUUCUUUGACCAUUAUGAAAAAGGCCUAAGAAAGUUAGUGAACAAUUUCCAGACAGAGGCAACACUCAGGAAACAGGAAUCAGAGGCAGCAAGUACAAAACUGAAAUCUGUACGAAAAAUGAUAGCAAAACUUCUUACAUCAAGUAAUGAGGAAUUUAACAUAGAUCCAGAAUGUGAUGGUGAACAAGUGGAUGAAUUUUUACUGGCAUGUCUACAAGCUAGUAACUCUAAAUCUUCUGCAGAAGGAACAUAGAAUUAUAUAACCAAUGGUUAUAUCACCCUGAAGAUAACAACAGAGAAAUCCUGAAACACCAAUUACCAACAGCUUUGUGAAAAAAAAAUUGUGGCUGUUUUAUCUCUGUAAAUUGUACAUUGAUUGUUGCCAGCCAAUGGUAAUAAUCCUGGAUACUACCAUUUUAUAUGAUCAUUGUUUUACAUGAAUCAUGUAAUUGCUGUUUUACAUAGUUGAGGUGGAUACUGGUGUUAUGGUACCAAAAUACAAUGAUGAUGCAUGAUUUUAAGCAUGAAAUGCUCAUGUUGAGCCUUUAGGAUUGUUGAAUGCCCAUGGUCCAGAUGCCUUCAGUUCACAGUUGGUUUAUUCUCUAGCAUCCAUCUUUCUGUAGCAAUCUUAAUCAACUUGGAUACAGUGUAUAUGACAGUAAGUUCUGGGUCAAGUUAUUGUAUAUUCUCAUGUAUAAUAUGAAUUUUGUUUUAAACUCUAAACAGUUUUAUUUCAACCAUAGCGACCAUAUCACAAAAGUUUUACAUAUAAGCAGGUUUCUCUAAAAUUACUCGGCCUAAUGCUUUCAGACUAUACACAUAUAUUCGGCAUCUUGUAAUGACCUCACUUUGCAGGUCAGUUCAAAGGUGAAGGUUACACUUACAGGCCAAAGGUCACAUACAAGAAUGACUUUGUCUUGAGCAUUUCUUCAUCAUGCAUGGAGGGAUUUUGAUGCUAGUUGCCUCAGUUGUAUAACCUCAUGAGACAGAAUGUCAUGCGCAAGAACCACCAUUGGAGCCAUUAAAUACUCCAGUGACAGUUCUUGACAGAAUUAAAUGUUUUUGGUACACAGGGGUAACAUCAUAAAAUACAGGUACAGUUCGACUUUGGCUACAAACCACCAAUAAUAUAUGUAGUUAUGGCCCCUUCCCAACUUAAAAUUUGUUAAACUCAUGGUUGCUGGACAAUAACUCAAAAAAGGCUUGACAGAUGUAGAUAAAUUUUGGUACACAUGUGUAACAUCAUAAAAUCCAGGUCAGGUUCGAUUUAAAUUGCACCUUCUUGUGGCCAUGUCUUUCUUAUGGUUGCCAUUCUUCUGUGACAAGACCGUAUUGUGGGGGUAUUCGUCACUCCUGUGACAGUUUUAGUUUUUAAUUUAUCAAAAGAAAAUGCUCUCACUACUACUAAAGCAUGCUGCUGUACCCCUACCCUAAGGGUCCUUCAUGGCCAGGGGUUUGGCCCUUGACAUUGUAAAAAAUGUACAGCUUCAAAGUUUGUGUCACAUGUACAGUAGACAUUGUAUUAAACAACAACCCUUAAUAUAUUGGUCUCUUCAUGUAAUUUGCUAAAAUACCAAGUUAUGAAUGUCCCUUUGAACUCCAGUGCAAAAAGAAUUAUUUUAAACUCAUUGAAAUAUAUCAAGUGUAAAAUUUCAAAGUGUCAAUAAGACCAGGUACUGUGUAGCUUUUGACAUCCAUUCUCUAAAUGUAAUAACAUAAAGACAACAAUCUGGUCAGUACAAUAAGAGCUCAGAUUUUCUCCUGCUUUUACUAAAGACAAUCAUUUAUCUCAGAACAGGCAGGUAUACACUGGUAAUGAUUGGUUCUGUAAUUGAAAUAAUAUGCACAAAUUAUAAAAAAGUCUUGUUUGACAACCAUUUUUAGCUCAACUAUUCAUAGAAUAGUAGAGCUAUUGGACUUGCCCAUGCGUCCGCGUCCGCGUCCCGAUUUGGUUAAGUUUUUGUAUGUAAGCUGGUAUCUCAGCAACCACUUGUGGGAAUGGAUUGAAACUUCACACACUUAUUCACUGUGAUAAACUUACUUACAUUGCACAGGUUCCAUAACUCUGUUUUGCUUUUUUACAAAAUUAUGCCCCUUUUUUGACUUAGAAAUUUUUGGUUAAGGUUUUGUAUGUAAGCUGGUAUCUCAGUAACCACUUGUGGGAAUGGAUUGGAACUUCACACACUUAUUUACUGUGAUAAACUGACUUACAUUGCACAGGUUCCAUAACUCUAUUUUGCUUUUUUACAAAAUU